Molecule: messenger RNA, 1524 nt
Organism: Lodderomyces margitis
Lineage: Eukaryota; Fungi; Ascomycota; Pichiomycetes; Serinales; Debaryomycetaceae
Product: MFS transporter
Exons: 1
Coding region: 1-1524 (507 amino acids)
Biological process (GO): plasma membrane lactate transport
Cellular component (GO): plasma membrane
Molecular function (GO): secondary active monocarboxylate transmembrane transporter activity
Source: RefSeq, a predicted model, not a curated record
AUGUCAGAACCCCUUCAGCCAGUCACCACAGAGACAGCGGAUGAACACAACCAACAUAUUGUUAGUCCACCUACUUUCACUUCAAAGGCUAUCAAGGAGUACAUAAAGACGAGAUUUACAUCAUUAUGGGUAGGUAAAGAGGCGUUGAAUAAAUACCCCUGGUACGAAAUUUGCAAUCCCUUUCACCCAUUAAUGGGAUUGACUGCUCAUCAAUGGAAUUUUUUCUUUUUGGGCUUUUGGGGUUGGACAUGGGACGCGUUUGAUUUUUUCAUUACAAGCUUGAAUGUUACAAACAUUGCCGAAGAUUUACAAGUGUCAACUAAAGAUGUUACUUGGGGGAUCACAUUAGUGUUGAUGUUCAGGACAGUUGGGGCUGCUAUUUUCGGAGCUAUUGGGGAUAAUUUUGGUAGGAAAUUGCCAUAUAUUCUCAAUAUGAUCUUGCUUAUGCUGAUUCAAAUAGGAACCGGGUUUGUCACAACCUAUUCCCAAUUUCUUGGUGUAAGAGCCUUAUUUGGUAUUGCCAUGGGAGGAAUUUAUGGCAAUUGUUCAGCCGAGGCUCUUGGGGAUGCACCACGGAAGGCAAGAGGCAUAUUAUCGGGAAUUUUCCAAUCAGGCUGGCCAACUGGCUAUUUACUUGCCGUAUGUUUCCAACGGGCAUUUGAAAUGACUGAGAAAACCUGGCAAAACAUGUUUUUCUUUUCAGCAGGUGUACCAGUUAUAUUCAUUAUUUGGAGACUUUUCAAUUCUGAGACAUAUGUUUAUCAACGCCAGAAAGCGAGAUUUCAUGAAGGGGCAAUCCAGAAGGAGUCAAAGAUAGCUGAGUUCAGGCAUCAAGCAUCAAAGGCCAUGAGAACUUACUGGUUGAUCAUCAUAUACUUGGUAUUGAUGAUGUCUGGCUUCAACUUUUCAUCCCAUGGCUCACAAGAUUUGUAUCCAACUAUGUUGACAAGUGAAUAUGAAUACGGUAGAGAUAGAGCUGCAGUGGUUAAUGUCUGUGCCAAUUUGGGAGGAAUAUUUGGUAGCAUAAUCAUAUCCCACCUUUCAACGUACUUUGGCAGACGUACGCUUAUUAUUUGUGCCAAUACUUUUGGCGGUGCAUUCCUUUAUCUUUGGGCAUUUAAGCCCACUUGGAUCACCGCUUUCCUCAUGCAAUUUGGGACUCAAGGUGCUUGGUCGGUAGUGCCAAUACACUUGAAUGAAUUGGCACCUCCUCAAUUUAGAUCUUUUGUUGUUGGUGUUUCUUAUCAAUUAGGUAACUUGAUCAGUUCAGCUAGUGCAACCAUUGAAGCCACAAUGAAUGAAACGUUGCACGAUUUGGGUAAAACAAUGGCCAUAUUCGAGGGAGCUGUUUUAUGCUAUUUGAUACCUAUUGUGUUUAUAGGUCCAGAGCAUAAAGGUGCAGAGUUGGGAGUUGAGAGAGAUGAUAGGAUGUGUGAUAAUGACUUCGUGCCAGAGGAUAGGAAGGGUUCCGAUGUUGAGAUGGUGCCUGAGAUAGUCGAAGAUGUAAAGCAAGAGAAGGCUUAA